Chilo suppressalis (striped riceborer) is the source of this 4192-nucleotide messenger RNA. The record is from the annotation of a GenBank genome assembly. NCBI's taxonomy places the organism in Eukaryota, Metazoa, Arthropoda, Insecta, Lepidoptera, Crambidae.
GGACACUGUCGCGGUCACAAUGCGGACAGUCGUGUUUUUUCUAUUCAGCGCCGCGUCAUGUUAUUGUGCCAUCCAAUUCAGUGAUAGACCUCGGAACUUUAGCAUAGAACUAGUGCACUACACCCAAUUGGAAACAAACGGUCAUGUAGUUAUAUCUCCUUUCGGAAUAUGGACCCUGAUGAGUGGCAUAGCUCUCGGAGCCACGGGGAACAGCUUCGACGAAUUGGCAAGGGCGUUCUUACUGCCAAGAGAUAGCAGAGAAAUCAUCAACGGCUUCAAAGACUUAACGUCCGCAGUGUUAAACGUAAAAUCCAAAGGAGUCACUCUGACAUCGAAAAACUUUGUUUUCUUAGACGACAACUUUAGAGUUUUCCCCGAUUUUAAAAGGGCUCUCGAAGUCGAUUUUGGUGCUGAAAUUGAUGUUUUGGAUUUCAAGAAUCCAAAAACAGUUGAAAUUGCCAACGGCAAACUUGAACUGCCAGGAGCCAAUGUGCGGAAUGUCUUGCACUCAGAUGAUUUCGCGCAAUCUAGAAUGAUACUGGCUAAUAUAAUUGCCUUUAGAGGUCUUUGGUCUUUCCCGUUUGACAAAACCAAAACUCAGGAGGAGACUUUCUAUGACGAAGACGGAAAUCCGGUAGGUCGUGUAAAUAUGAUGUAUCUAAACUCAGUAGUUCCACUGUCAAACAUAAGAGAGAUGCAAUCGCUUGCUUUAGAGAUGCCUUACGGCGACGACGGAAAAUACAGCAUGCUAUUCCUCCUGCCCUCUCGAGGUAUGAAAAUUGUAGAUGCUUACAAGAAACUAGCACAAAUUAGUUUGAGGGAUAUUUUCGACCAAUUGAGAAGGGAUAGCGACUAUUACGAAGGGCAGGAAACGGAGGUCAAAAUACCAAGAUUUAAAAUCAGAACCAAUAUUUUGAUGAAUAAACCUCUAACUCACAUGGGUGUGUUCGAUAUUUUCGAGGCAGAUCGUGCAAGAUUCGAUAGAAUCGCUAAUGAAGAUAUUUUUAUAUCAGCAAUAGCACACACUGCCGAUAUAGAAGUCACAGAAUCGGGUACCGUGGCUACGGCUACCUCAACAGCAAGUUUUGUUGACAAAAUAUCUUCUCACGGAUUUAUCGCCAACAAACCUUUUAUAUACUUUUUGAUGGAGAAAAGUACCAUGACUAUGAUCUUUGGUGGCAUAUAUUCGAAACCGACUAUUUAUUAAGAAAGUUUAUCAAUAUCGUUAUUAUUGUCUAAAUUCUAAUUUAAUCAUUACAAGACUGUUUUUAUGAUGUCGCUAAGAUAGAAGGUGAAACAAAUUGAUAUGCCAAUAAAUAUUUUUGUUUUAUUAUUAAUAAAACCACAAUUCCAAGACUAUCAAGGUAUUUAAAUUUCGAAGUCUAAAAGGAAAAUAAGUGAUCAUACUAAUAUUAUAAAGUAUCUUUCAUAAGAGUGCAAAAUAAUGACAUGACAGCCACACAGCUUGCACUUAUAAUUAAUUAUAAAAAUGGCUCUGGGUCAAAAAACAGAAUACAAAUUUACAUUAUGUACGUACCGUAUUAUUAUGAUCUAGGUCUAACCAUACUGUUGCUAUAUCAACGAUAACUUUAUCGUUGUAUUACACAAGUCCCUUAUUUAGAGUGAUUUCUGUCGAUAGGUACUCCCAGACACGUAUGUCUUGUUCUAUGCGCUUCGUGUUCUUUUUAUUUGUAAUUUGCUCUUUAAACUGAGUAUAAACUUCUGAAUUUUUUUUUUAAAUAUUAGCAACAGUGUUUUACUUCAGUUGAUGCUAGUAAAAAGAAGGCACAUUUUUCAUAUAUAUCUUGCCUUGCCUAAGUUUAUUUCCUUAUAGAACUCAACAAACUAGUUCAGUGUAGGCAACUGUUAUAGUCAAGAUCGACACUGAUUUACUUCUUUUCACAGCAAAUUCCACUCCUAUUCCUACGCAAUAAAGGUGCUGUCGACUUCAAGUUAUAUCCACCAAUGUAAUCUGGCCUAUACUAGUUAUGGCCCUUUAAUAAGAUUAGUGCCUGUAGCGUGACCCGGUUGAUAGCGCCUUCUUCAUCACAAGAAUGAAGUGCUACUUUUUACUUUUGUAUGCUUAAACACAACGUUAGCGAAAUAAAUUUAAACCUUCAUAUUUGAACGACCAACAAAUGAAUGUCGCGUGACUUUAAGCACAUUCUGCUCGAGCCCUAACUCAACAUAAUUUAUUUGAAACAGCUGUUAUUUAACUUAAAUUAUUGAUCUUCGAAACGGGUUUCACCAUUCAAAACAAAUUAUAAAUGACGCAAUACAGACAUGAUUUUGUUUAAUAUUUCCGUGGCAUCAUUAGAAUCAGGGAGAAUAACUUGAACAUUUAUCCUCUUGUAUUCAAAAAUCAGAGUCCGAACCUAAUAAGAAUUCUGUUUAAAUAAUGCUACAACUUCACAUGCCUAUUCUUCUUCUUCUCCUUCUUCUUCUUUCUGUUUUAAUGGCUCAACGGGGAUUUACACACAAUUCCGCCAAUUUCACGUAGAUAGCCACUACACGACAGGGAUUCUUAAUAAAAUAUUUUUGAACAUAAAGUUUAAAAUACUGUUUUAAAAAUUUGUCACUUACUAUGUUGAUUUAACGACCGACCAUGUAAAAAAUACGACACAUUUUAGGGCAUGCAUUCAUAAUAUAUCCCAGGUAUUUAAAUCUACGCUGAAAAAUCCCUAAACGGGGAUCCCGCGGUUUCGCACUAAGUAGGUUAGCCAUUAAUACCCAUUCGCAGAGUUUUAGCGGAUAUUAUGCCGUAAAAUGCCCUUUAGUGUUACGGGGUCCUCAGUGGGCAGCCACUGCGGGGGCUCGUAAGGCUUGCGGGAGCCAGGUGUGAGGUCCGUUCGGCGGUGCCGCCGAACGGACGCCGUCGUCUGUAAACAGAGGUUUUCCCUGCGUAACAAACAAAACAGGUAUUUAAAUCUGCGCCAUUGAGCAUAAUAGUCGAAACAUUUACCGGUGAAAUUCUGCCUCGUUUCAAGAUAAGCACUUCGCUCUUUAACGAGUUGCAAUGCAGCCCAUGCUCCGUCGCAAACACCCCACAAAUCGCAAUUAUUUGGCGUAUUGACCCGAGCAACGGGUCCAACAGCACCAUAUCAUUAGCGUAGCGUAGCAUUAUUCACACUGAUUUCAUCUAUAAAACACACAGUAUGAGUGUCACUGAGCUCGCCGAUGAGAUGGUCGACAUAUAGGUUAAACAGUAGAGGAGAGGUGAUCCCACCCUGUCGCACACCACACUCCAUACAAAAAGUAUCAGAAAUCGCGCCUGUCGGCCUGACCUGAUUUCGCUGAUCACCAUACCGGGACCGGAGAAGGAAAAUACAAAAAUUAAGACCGGACUGAGUGAAUACCGGCGGGGAAAGUUCCAUUUAUGUAAGCGGUGUGGGAGGCUAGUCCGGAGGGUCCGGUGGUACACAAGGGGUCUUAUCCAUUAUUGCUAUGUAAUCAAUGCAUAGGACAGGAAAACAUAAUUUUAACGGGACUUACCAACACCUGUUGUUAGUAUAAAAAGCAAACACUUAUUUUUCCCUCUUUAACAGCUUAGAUAUGCUCUAAGUUUUACACGUACAAAAUGACCAACACUACCGAGGACAAAAUCUACAUGGCUAUUUGUACUUGCUAUUAUUUUGUCAUUUUGACAGCAGGUUGUCCUUAUCAUACUGGAUAGGGUCUAAAAAGGAGAGACUGUUGUUAAGUUUACACAUAGCAAAUACCAUGUAUAAAUGCCGGCAUGAAAUAGAUAUCGGAAUCGGACUUGCGUAUUGCGCAGAGCUUACAACGGUUUCUGUAUCUUAAGACAAGAAGGUACGAAACCCUAAUUUGAGAAAUAUAGGAAUUGGUAUUUCCAACCACAAAUUUAAAUUUGAGGAGGAAGUAAAAUACGUCUUUUUUAUCUUAUCUUUAUUUGGAAAAUAAACAAUGUACACUUACUAUAAAAAGUUAUUACUAUAAAAAAUUAGUAUUAACAGCCAAAUCUACAAUAGGAUUUUAUUAGCAAAGGAUAAGAACCACUUUGUAUGAGGGGUUGGUACGGCUAUCAAGUUCUUUGUGCAGGAGUAAAAUAUAUGUAAGUAGGUAUACCAUUGUAAAGCUUAUUAUUAAUGUAUACUGUUACUCUUUAAUUGAAUUCGAUAGCAUGAAUUGAAUAAUAAAUAUUUAAAGAAUAAAAAGGACUUUCCUGGUGUAA